Molecule: messenger RNA, 297 nt
Organism: Symbiodinium pilosum
Lineage: Eukaryota; Dinophyceae; Suessiales; Symbiodiniaceae
Source: the annotation of a GenBank genome assembly
GACAACGCGAAGUUAAGCGUCCUGGACAUUGCCGGGAAGCCACAGUUGACUGCCAAGGCCAUUCUGGGAGGCAUCGUAGCAGGCUGCUGCGGCUCCUUUUUGGCUGUCUCUCCCUGGGCCCGCAAACUUCGGGCUGCUGGUUUGUCUCGUGCGUGCCGCAAAAAAGCUUCAAAGCGCCGGCAGCAGCACCUGAGGAUUCAGAAAUGCGGCCCGGAAAAGGGCGACUACACGCCACAGGAGACUUGUGUGAUCCAGACCAUGGCUGUAGCAUGCACGGAGGUUGCCUCUGCUUCAGGC